Messenger RNA from Durotheca rogersii, 3869 nucleotides. Its product is annotated as DNA polymerase family B-domain-containing protein. Gene Ontology annotation, cellular component: delta DNA polymerase complex. The coding region runs from base 185 to 3496 and encodes 1103 amino acids. Gene Ontology annotation, molecular function: nucleotide binding; DNA-directed DNA polymerase activity; DNA binding. Lineage: Eukaryota; Fungi; Ascomycota; Sordariomycetes; Xylariales; Xylariaceae. Gene Ontology annotation, biological process: nucleotide-excision repair, DNA gap filling; DNA-templated DNA replication; DNA replication proofreading. The transcript is spliced from 3 exons. The record is from RefSeq and is a predicted model, not a curated record.
GAACACGCGACGCGCUUCUUUGAUACGCCCACAUCAUGGAUCCUCGUGUGCUUUUCCUGGACUUUCCUCCGCCAUUAUCAUCAACAACACCACCACAUUGAAUUUCUGAGAUAUCGGAUGUGGAAUCUGAUGCUCUGAAUUCCCCCAUAUUCCCCUAUAGUCUUUGUUUACACAGGACGUAGCCAUGGCGAGUGUGAUUCUGCCCAAGAAGCGCAUCCUGGGCGAUGGGUCUAAUCGCCGAAAUAUCCCCUCGGAUUCAUCCACGACAAAACGGCGCCGUCUGGAGCCCCUUUCUUCCUCCCCAGCAUCGCGCUUGAAUAGCUCUCAGAAGGGCCCCGGCUCGAAAUUAGCCUCUACUCAGACCAAGAGCACCUUCGAGUCGGAGGUCCUCGAGAAGCUGAGCCAGGACAUUUCAGAGCUCAAACAGGCGAACUCGGAGAAGGAUCAAGCAUGGGAGCGCCCUCCUGUUGUUGACUUCAACCCCCAACGGGACAACCUCAUCUUCCAGCAGAUAGAGGUGGAAGAAGGCACUCUGCAUGGCGGCCAGGCUACAAUAAAACUCUUCGGCGUGACCGAGAAUGGCCACUCCGUCAUGCUCCACGUUACCGACUUUAAGCAUUACCUGUAUAUCGCCGCUCCUAUCUCCUUCACCCCUGACCUCUGCGAACCGUUCCGGGCCUACCUGGAGAACCACCUGGGAAACCAGCCAAUCGUACACUCAUGUCAGCUUCUCGCCAGGGAGAACAUUUAUGGCUUCCAAGGCAAUAAUAAGAGCCCCUUCAUCAAGAUCACUGUCACAGACCCGAAAUUUAUCCCGAGAGUGCGCGCCGCAUUCGAGAAGGACGAGGUGAAUUGGAGAGGAAUGUGGAAAGGAGUCGAUGGCGGCAUAAUGACAUUCGAUAAUUUGCAAUACGUCUUGCGAUUCAUGGUCGACUGCAAACUUCCUGGCAUGUCAUGGGUAGAGGCCCCCGCCAAAUCAUACCGCCUCAUCUCGGAGAACGAGCGGCAGUCGAGUUGUCAAAUCGAGGCCGAAAUUAGCUACACGAAACUGAUUUCCCACGAACCGAAGGGCGAAUGGUCCAAGAUGGCGCCGUUGCGGAUCCUGUCGUUCGAUAUCGAAUGUGCUGGGCGGAAAGGCAUCUUUCCGGAGGCCAACCACGAUCCCGUAAUCCAGAUUGCCAACAUCGUGACGCGCUACGGAGAGAGCAAACCGUUCGUUCGAAACGUAUUCUGUCUAGAGAAGACAAGUCCCAUCGUAGCUACAGAAGUGCUCGCGUUUAACAGGGAGGAAGACAUGCUCAUAUCUUGGAAGAGGUUUCUCGACAAGGUCGACCCCGACCUCAUCACCGGCUACAACAUUUGCAACUUCGACUUCCCGUACCUCCUUAAUCGCGCGAAACAUCUCAAAGUCGGUGGCUUCGAGUAUUGGACCCGCUUGCCGAACGUCAGAUCCUUCUCCAAAGACUCUAAUUUCUCGAGCAAGCAAAUGGGAAAUCGGGACACAAAAGUCACCAACACGAACGGGCGACUGCAGCUCGACCUCCUGCAGCUCAUCCAGCGGGACCACCACCUCCGAAGUUAUACCCUUAACUCGGUGUGUUCGCAUUUUCUGGGGGAGCAGAAGGAGGACGUCCACCACACGAUGAUCACUGAGUUAUUCAACGGCACGCCCGAAUCCAGGCGACGACUGGCAGUGUACUGUCUGAAGGAUGCCUACCUGCCCCAGAGGCUGAUGGACAAGCUCUCUUGCCUUGCGAACUAUACAGAGAUGGCUAGAGUCACGGGAGUCCCGUUUAACUAUCUUCUCUCCCGAGGACAGCAGGUCAAGUUCAUGAGCCAGCUAUUUCGAAAAGCUCAAGAACAGGGUCUCGUGAUUCCAAAUAUGAAGUCGGACGGCUCCGAGGAACAAUACGAAGGCGCUACCGUUAUCGAGCCCAUUCGUGGUUACUACGACGUGCCAAUUGCGACUCUCGAUUUCGCGUCGCUGUAUCCUAGCAUCAUGCAAGCGCAUAACCUCUGCUACACGACGCUGGUGAACAAGAGGGCGAUAGAAAGAUUCGGCCUCAAGAAGGACGAGGAUUAUAUCGUCACGCCUUGCGGCGACACGUUUGUCACGGUCAAGCAACGGAAAGGUUUGCUCGCCCAGAUCCUCGAAGAGUUGCUCACGGCGAGAAAGCAGGCCAAGAGGGAACUGGCCGUGGAGACAGAUCCUUUUAAGAAAGCCGUCCUCAACGGUCGCCAGCUUGCUCUGAAAGUCAGCGCCAACAGUGUGUACGGGUUAACGGGUGCGACGACGGGAAAGCUGCCCUGCCUAGAGAUUGCCAGCAGCACCACCAGCUACGGCCGGCAGAUGAUUGAGAAGACGAAGGCCGAGGUCGAGAAGAGGUAUAACAUCGCCAACGGAUACACACACAACGCCCAGGUCAUCUACGGCGACACUGAUUCCGUCAUGGUAAAAUUCGGGACGAAGGACCGAGCCGAGGCGAUGAGGCUCGGGGAAGAGGCAGCAAAUUACGUCUCGGAAAAAUUUGCCAAGCCGAUCAAGCUCGAGUUCGAGAAGGUCUAUUUCCCGUAUCUACUCAUCAACAAGAAGCGAUAUGCUGGCCUAUUCUGGACGAAGCCGGACAAAUUCGACAAGAUGGAUACCAAGGGUAUCGAGACGGUCAGGAGAGACAACUGCCUCCUGGUGCAGACGGUGAUCGAGAAGGUGCUCCGGAUGAUAUUAAUCGAGGAGGAUGUCCAAGGAGCCCAAGAUUACGUCAAGGAUACCAUCGCAGACUUACUACAGAACAAAAUAGACAUGUCUAAGCUUGUGAUCACGAAGGCGCUUACCAAAGAAAGUUACGACGCCAAGCAGGCCCAUGUCGAGCUAGCGAACCGCAUGAAGAAGCGAGACGCUGGUUCGGCGCCUGGGCUGGGUGAUCGAGUGGCGUACGUCAUGGUCAAGGGGGCAAGCGGGUCGAAGAAUUUCGAGCGCUCGGAAGAUCCCAUCUUCGUGCUGGAGAACAACGUGCCGAUCGACACUAGGUACUACCUGGACAACCAGCUGGCCAAGCCGCUCGGCCGUAUUUUCGACAGCAUCCUGGGCGAGACCAAGUCGAAGUCGCUCCUCACGGGCGACCACACGCGGUCCAUCUCGGUGGCGGCGCCGACGGUGGGAGGCCUGAUGAAGUUCACGAAGAAGACGAUGACGUGCAUGGGGUGCAAGAAGCCUCUGACGAGCAAGGAGGAGAGCAGCGGGGCGGUCUGCGCCGACUGCGGGCCGCGCGUGGGCGAGCUCUACAAGAAGACGCUGGACCACGUCUCGGACCUCGAGGUGCGGUUCGGGCGGCUGUGGACGCAAUGCCAGCGCUGCCAGGGCAGCGUGCACUGCGAGGUGAUCUGCAGCAGCAAGGACUGUCCCAUCUUCUACAUGCGCAUGAAGGCCAAAAAGGACGUCGAGGACGCUAGCAAGGAGCUGAAGCGGUUCGACUUCGACCAGUCGGCCAUAUGGUAGGUAGGAGAGAGGGCUGGGUACGCAUCCCACCCAGGUCCGAACCGGCCGGCGGUGCCCGGGUCGAGAGAGAGAGAGAGAGAGAGGUAUUGCUACGUAAUGGCAGGCCAGGUAUGGAGAAGUGCAUGGAGGCGGAGUUUCGGGUCGAUUUGGGUGUGUUUCUCUCACGCACACGCGCCCGCCCGCCGGGUGGCUGUGGGGAACGGUUGUAGUAAAUAAUCUAGCACGAUGGGACGAGGAGGCCGUACACGGCAGCACGCUACUACGUGCUCCGAGGGAUCCCAGACAAAAUAUAUGUACAUGUAGUUGAAUCUGCUGGCUGGGGGGGUGCGCGCUCGCUCGCUCGAUGUCACGUUUUGGCGUUGUUCCACGUAGG